AUGCAAGGUUAUGUCGACAUUUAUGUAAUUGCAGAACAUGAAAUUGGUCAUACUCUUAGUUUGGGCCAUCAUAAGGAUAUCCUGUCUGUAAUGUCCCCCUACUACAGAACUCCAGCCGACAGAUUCACAAUGCAGUACGAAAAUAUAGACUUUAGAGAAGAAGGUCGCCAGAAAAUCCAAGCACUUCACGAUGAGGCUUCCUAUGAAAUAGCUGCCGUCUACUGCUUCAUGGAUAGUGAUCAAUUUAUGUGA
Enterobius vermicularis (human pinworm) is the source of this 252-nucleotide messenger RNA. NCBI's taxonomy places the organism in Eukaryota, Metazoa, Nematoda, Chromadorea, Rhabditida, Oxyuridae. The record is from the annotation of a GenBank genome assembly.